Molecule: messenger RNA, 1080 nt
Organism: Cyclopterus lumpus (lumpfish)
Lineage: Eukaryota; Metazoa; Chordata; Actinopteri; Perciformes; Cyclopteridae
Gene: hmox1a
Product: heme oxygenase 1a
Exons: 5
Coding region: 170-985 (271 amino acids)
Biological process (GO): heme oxidation; heme catabolic process; response to oxidative stress
Molecular function (GO): heme oxygenase (decyclizing) activity; heme binding
Source: RefSeq, a predicted model, not a curated record
ACCAUCAUGGCUGUAUAAGAGCUGCAAGGACACGCUGGACCUUUUACUUCCAGCGGAGCUGACGAGAGGACCAACCAGGCUAAAGGAGAGAAGACCGGUGCAUUUCAUACAUUAUUAAUAUUGGUUGUGUUUAAUUUAACCAAUUCAACCAGAUCACUUGUCUGCUCAGAUGGAGGCCAUGCAGAGUGCUAGGAAAAAUGAAACAGGGGACAUUGGCAGUGAUCUAUCAGAGCAGGUCAAAGCAGCCACUAAGGACAGUCAUGUCAGGGCUGAAAACACCCAGCUGAUGCUGAGUUACCAGAGGGGUCACAUCACCCUGCCUCAGUACAAGGUCCUGCUGUGUUCCCUCUACGAGAUCUACAAAGCGCUCGAAGAGGAGCUGGCCAGAAACUCCUCCCACCCGGCUGUCGCCCCGAUAUACUUCCCUCAGGAACUUGCCCGCCUGGAGACGCUCGAAAGAGACCUGGAGCACUUCUUUGGCCCCGAAUGGAGAGAACGGGUGGUUGUUCCUGCAGCCACGCAUGGAUAUGCACAGCGACUACGACAGAUCGGGAGAGACAGCCCGGAGCUGCUGGUGGCCCACGCCUAUACGCGCUACCUCGGCGACCUUUCGGGAGGUCAAGUGCUGGGGAAGAUCACCCAGAAGUCUCUCGGGCUGAGCGGCCAAGAGGGGCUUUCUUUCUUCUCCUUCCCCGGCGUCACCAGCCCCAACCGCUUCAAGCAGCUGUACAGGGGUCGGAUGAACGGCAUCGAGCUGACCGCGGAGGAGAGGGCGGAGGUGCUGCAGGAGGCGGUCGCCGCCUUCGAGCUCAACAUCCAGGUUUUUGAUGACUUGCAGAAAAUGUUGAGUGUUGCAACAGAAACGGCAGAUCAAUCAGCAGGCAGUGGUGUCAAAACUGGAACGUUCCCAUAUUUAUCCACAAUGCACACCGUGGGACUGUGUGUGGCUAUUGCCACUAUUGGACUGGGAAUCUACACCAUCUAGAGUUUACCAGUACCUUUUAUUUGUAUGCGCACACACAACAAUCCCACACUGUGAAACUGUCUUUUUAACGCCUUGAAUAAAAAGUUUGUAACGAG